AUGCAGCCUAUGGAGGGUGUGCAGGCGGACCUGGGCAAGGCCCAGGUGAUCGACCGUGUCCCCAAAGUGAUCAAGGAGCUGAAGUUUGGUGUGCUGUCCAACGACGACAUCGUCAGCCAGGGUGUAGUCGAAGUCUCCGACCGAAAAUUCUUCAACCUCGAAAAUGACCGUUCUAUCGUUUCCAAUGGCCCGCUCGACGCGCGCAUGGGUAUUUCGAAUAAGACCUCGACCUGUCAGACAUGCGGCGGAGCACUCCAGGUUUGCAACGGCCAUUUCGGUCAUGUCCGGCUGGUUCUGCCUGCGUUCCACGUUGGCUACUUCAAACGCGUGAUUGGUAUCCUGCAAGAAAUUUGCAAGGAGUGCUCGCAUAUUCUGCUCCCCGAGGCAGAGCGCCGUGCGUUUCUUCGUGAGAUGCGCCGCCCCCGGCUGGAUAACCUGCGACGGACGCAGAUCGCCAAACGAGUCAACGACCGCUGCCGCAAGACCCGAACCUGCGAGAACUGUGGUGCUGUCAACGGUGUGGUGAAAAAGACCGGUACCAGCUCUCUUAAGAUUACGCACGACAAAUUCCGUGCGUUCAACGCUUCGACGUCGACAAAGAAGAUCCCACCACCUAGCAAGAUUGUUUUCGACAGGUCGCUGGAAGAAGCUAGGGGUGCGAACCCGGAGGUCGAGAAACAUUACAAAAAGGCCCAAGACGAUUUGAAUGCGCUGCGGGUGUUGAACUUGUUCAAACGCAUCUCGGACAGUGACUGCGAAUUAAUAGGUCUGGAUCCUAAGGAAGCGAGGCCGGAGAUGUUCCUUUGGCAAUUCAUUCCUGCGCCACCCGUGUGUAUUCGUCCAUCCGUCGGUCAAGACGCCUCCUCUACUGAGGAUGACUUGACAGCCAAGCUGGGAGAUAUUGUUCAGAGUAACAUUAAUCUCAAAAAUGCUUUGCUCAAGGGAGCGCCGGUGCAGACCAUCAUGGAGUGUUGGGACUAUAUGCAACUACAGAUUGCCGUCUACAUCAACAGUGAUGUUCCCGGUCUAAACAAGGCAGAUCUUGGGAAGCCCAUUCGAGGUUUCGUGCAGCGUCUGAAGGGUAAGCAGGGUCGAUUCCGUGGUAACUUGUCUGGAAAGCGUGUUGAUUUCUCCGGACGAACUGUUAUCUCGCCCGAUCCUAACCUGCGAGUUGAUGAGGUUGCUGUUCCGGAACUUGUCGCCAAGAACAUGACUUAUCCCGAGGUGGUCAACAGGUACAAUAAGGAAAAGCUACAGCAAUGCGUUCGGAAUGGACAGAAGAAGUGGCCAGGUGCCAACUAUAUCGUCAAGAAGGGAAAUCCGCUGAAGACUAUGCUGAAGUACGGUAACCUCAAGUUCAUUGCCGACCAGCUGCAGGAAGGAGAUAUCGUUGAGCGUCACAUCGAAGACGGCGAUAUUGUCCUGUUCAACCGUCAACCUUCGCUCCACAAACUCAGUAUCCUUUCUCAUUUUGCCAAAGUGCGCCCUCACCGAACAUUCCGACUGAACGAGUGUGUUUGCAACCCAUACAAUGCUGAUUUCGACGGAGACGAAAUGAACCUUCACGUGCCCCAGACGGAAGAGGCGAGAGCCGAAGCUAUGGAGCUGAUGGGUGUGAAGAACAACUUGGCGACCCCGAAGAACGGAGAGCCUAUCAUUGGUGCCAUCCAAGAUUUCAUCAGUGCUGCUUUUCUGCUCAGUAGCAAGGAUAACUUCUUCGACCGACGUAGCUUUACCCAGAUAUGCUUAUACAUGCUUGGCCCGCAAACCCGUUUCGAUCUGCCACCCCCUGCGGUGCUCAAGCCGCAGAUGCUUUGGACCGGAAAGCAGAUUUUCAAUAUCCUGAUGCGGCCUAACAAGGAUGACCCGGUCUUGGUCAAUCUUGACGCCGCGUGCAGACAGUUCAAGCAGCCAAAGGGGGGUCGACCCAAAGACCUGGACCCCAACGAUGCUUGGCUUGUUAUUCGAAACUCUGAGGUCAUGUGCGGUGUAAUGGACAAGUCCACAGUCGGAUCCGGAAAGAAGGAUAACGUCUUCUAUAUUAUGCUUCGUGACUUUGGCCCUGCUGCAGCUGCCGAGGGUAUGAACCGUCUGUCGAAGUUAUCAGCCCGUUGGUUCACAAAUAUGGGCUUUUCUAUUGGUAUCACAGAUGUCUAUCCCAGUGAUAGGCUGAUACAGUCGAAGAACGAUUUGGUUGAAGCUGCCUAUGCACAGUGUGACGAGGUCAUUGCCCAGUACAAGGCUGGUACGCUUGAGAAGUAUCCUGGAUGUGACGAACUGCAGACUAUGGAGAACCAAAUCUCUGGUAUUCUGAGUAAAGUUCGCCAGCAAGCUGGUGACGAAUGUAUCGCUCAGCUGAGCAAAUGGAACUCUCCCCUGAUCAUGGCUACGUCCGGUUCCAAAGGUUCUAGUAUCAACGUGUCUCAGAUGGUUGCCCUCGUCGGUCAGCAAAUUAUUGGUGGUCAGCGUGUGCAGGACGGUUUCCAGGAUCGAACCUUGCCUCACUUCCCGAAGAACGCCCGUCAGCCCCCGUCCAAGGGUUUCGUGCGCAACAGUUUCUUCUCCGGUCUUCUACCCUACGAGUUCAUCUUCCACGCCAUGUCCGGUCGUGAAGGUCUGGUCGAUACUGCGGUCAAGACUGCCGAAACUGGUUACAUGUCCCGUCGUCUGAUGAAGUCUCUGGAAGAUCUUUCUACCGGCUACGACGACACUGUUCGGAACUCGUCUCAGGGUAUCGUCCAGUUCCAGUAUGGUGACGAUAAACUGGACCCCUUCGAUAUGGAGGGCAAAGCCAAGCCCGUCCACUUCGAUCGAACUUUCAUCCACGCCGAGACGACGACGUACAAGAACGAUGAGCGAAGUUUGUCCCCUGGUGAGAUUAUGGACGUAUGCGAGGAAAUGCUUUCCAAGGAGCGUGCCAAGCUGGUGCGAAAAGACCUGAUGGGUGUUGAGCUUGGUUACAUGGAUCGUAGCGACCACGGUAUUGACCAAUUCGAGAGCGCUCGUGACUUCCUCGACUCGGUGCAGCAAUAUGUCCAAAACAAGGCGGACAGGUUGAUCUCCCGAGGUGGUGACAGCGAUCCAAACGACGAGAGGACAGCCAAGGGUUUGAAUCACACAGGAAAGCUGACUGAGCGCACACUUCGAACAUUCAUCUCCAGCUGUUUGCUGAAGUACAAGAAAGCCCAAGUGGAGCCAGGACAUGCCGUCGGUGCCGUCGGUGCGCAGUCUAUUGGUGAGCCCGGUACGCAGAUGACGCUGAAAACUUUCCAUUUUGCUGGUGUCGCCGGUAUGAGUAUCACACAGGGUGUGCCCCGUAUCAAGGAAAUUAUCAACGCUUCCAAGGAGAUCAGUACUCCAGUUAUUGCCUGCGAGCUGGUUGAGAAGCACAACAUUGUCGCCGCUCGAAUGGCCAAGGGUCGCAUCGAAAAGACCUUCCUACGCGAUAUCAUCCACUACGUCCGUGAAACAUGGACAGGAAAGGAAGCCUUCCUGACCGUCAAGAUCAACUGGGAGACAAUCAGCGCCCUAGAGCUCGAUCUGACAGUCGCCAGAAUCCGACACGCCAUCGAGAAUCACCGACGGUUCAAGUCAGAUGACUUGAAGCUGAGGUCAAGCCGUUCUCACAUCCACAUUCACAUCGAUCUGGACCCCGCAAGCAAGGAGAAGCUCUCCAAGACCGAAAUCGCCGCAACCAGCGCGGACCCCUUCCUCCGCCUCAAGGCCCUCAAGCGCCUGCUUCCAGACAUCCAAGUCCUCGGUCACCCGCAAGCUUACCGUGCAAUCAUUCGUACCGACGACAAGAACGAUACAAAUACUCUUCUGGUCGAAGGUUACGGUCUACGCCAGUGCAUGAACACAGUGGGUAUCGACGGCCUACGCACCCGAACCAACAACGUUAUGGAAGCACGCGACGUGCUGGGUAUCGAGGCAGCCCGGUCAACCAUCGUGCAAGAAAUCAGCGAAGUCAUGAAGGACAUGGACAUUGAUCCGCGUCACAUGCAACUUCUUGCCGAUGUCAUGACAUACAAGGGUGAAGUUCUCGGUAUCACGCGUUUCGGUCUUGCGAAGAUGCGUGACUCUGUUCUGCAACUUGCCUCUUUCGAAAAGACGGCAGACCACCUGUUUGAUGCUGGUGGAGCAGGCCGAACUGAUCUGAUCGAGGGUGUCUCCGAGUGUAUCAUCAUGGGUAAGACCGUUGGCCUUGGUACGGGUGCGAUGGAGGUUGUUCGCAAGAUGAACUUCUUUGAAGGGCAGAUCGGCGCAAGGAAGACCAUCUUCGAGGACGCGUGGAACGAUGUCCAUGGCGAGCGCAAGACGAAGAAGAGGAAGGCAUAG
Messenger RNA from Aspergillus mulundensis, 4338 nucleotides. RefSeq names its product DNA-directed RNA polymerase III core subunit RPO31. The transcript has 2 exons. NCBI's taxonomy places the organism in Eukaryota, Fungi, Ascomycota, Eurotiomycetes, Eurotiales, Aspergillaceae. The record is from RefSeq and is a predicted model, not a curated record. Gene Ontology annotation, biological process: DNA-templated transcription. Bases 1 to 4338 code for a protein of 1445 amino acids. Gene Ontology annotation, molecular function: DNA binding; DNA-directed RNA polymerase activity.